Vicia faba (fava bean) is the source of this 444-nucleotide messenger RNA. The record is from the annotation of a GenBank genome assembly. Lineage: Eukaryota; Viridiplantae; Streptophyta; Magnoliopsida; Fabales; Fabaceae.
AUGGCGCCAAAGGGAGAGAAGAAGCCAGCGGAGAAGAAACCAGUGGAGGAGAAGAAAUCGACUGUAGCCGAAAAGGCUCCGGUUGAGAAGAAGCCGAAGGCCGGGAAAAAACUACCUAAGGACGGUGCCGGCGCCGGAGACAAGAAGAAAAAGAGAAACAAGAAAAGCGUGGAGACAUACAAGAUCUACAUCUUCAAAGUUCUGAAGCAAGUUCACCCAGACAUUGGUAUCUCAAGCAAGGCGAUGGGUAUAAUGAACAGUUUUAUUAACGAUAUCUUCGAGAAGCUUGCUGCAGAAUCUUCAAGACUUGCGAGAUACAACAAGAAACCAACAAUCACAUCGAGGGAAAUUCAGACUGCUGUUAGGCUUGUUCUGCCUGGUGAAUUGGCCAAGCAUGCUGUUUCUGAGGGUACCAAAGCUGUAACUAAGUUUACAAGUUCUUAG